Crotalus tigris (Tiger rattlesnake) is the source of this 1951-nucleotide messenger RNA. RefSeq names its product histone deacetylase 2 (gene HDAC2). Lineage: Eukaryota; Metazoa; Chordata; Lepidosauria; Squamata; Viperidae. Gene Ontology annotation, molecular function: histone deacetylase activity. The coding region runs from base 129 to 1595 and encodes 488 amino acids. The transcript is spliced from 14 exons. The record is from RefSeq and is a predicted model, not a curated record.
CCCCAGCUCCCUUACGCUGUCCCCGGCUCCGGCAUCCGUGUUGUGGUGCUAUCGCUGCCUUCCCGGGUAGUUCGGCUUUGGUCCUGUUGAAUCGAAUCUAACCCCAGGAGCCUCCUUCAGACGGCUUCAUGGCGUAUAGUCAGGGAGGCGGCAAGAAGAAAGUCUGUUACUACUAUGACGGUGAUAUUGGAAACUAUUAUUAUGGCCAGGGACACCCAAUGAAGCCUCACAGAAUCCGUAUGACACACAAUUUAUUGUUAAAUUAUGGCUUGUACAGAAAAAUGGAAAUCUAUCGCCCCCACAAAGCUACGGCAGAAGAAAUGACUAAAUACCACAGCGAUGAAUACAUCAAAUUUCUUCGUUCAAUAAGACCUGACAAUAUGUCUGAAUACAGCAAACAAAUGCAGAGAUUUAAUGUUGGGGAAGAUUGUCCUGUGUUUGAUGGACUGUUUGAGUUCUGUCAACUGUCAACAGGAGGCUCUGUAGCUGGAGCAGUAAAAUUGAAUAGACAACAAACAGAUAUGGCUGUUAAUUGGGCAGGAGGACUUCAUCAUGCUAAGAAAUCAGAAGCAUCUGGUUUCUGUUAUGUCAAUGAUAUUGUGCUUGCCAUUCUUGAGUUAUUGAAAUAUCAUCAAAGAGUUCUUUACAUUGAUAUUGAUAUCCAUCAUGGUGAUGGCGUUGAAGAAGCUUUUUAUACCACAGAUCGAGUUAUGACGGUAUCAUUCCAUAAAUAUGGUGAAUAUUUCCCGGGAACAGGAGAUUUAAGGGACAUCGGAGCUGGAAAAGGCAAAUACUAUGCAGUUAACUUUCCAAUGAGAGAUGGAAUAGAUGAUGAGUCAUAUGGACAAAUAUUUAAACCAAUUAUAUCUAAAGUGAUGGAAAUGUACCAACCUAGUGCAGUAGUAUUGCAAUGUGGGGCAGAUUCACUCUCUGGCGAUCGACUGGGAUGUUUUAAUCUUACGGUUAAAGGUCAUGCCAAAUGUGUGGAAGUUGUAAAGACUUUCAAUUUGCCUCUUUUGAUGCUUGGAGGAGGUGGAUACACCAUACGCAAUGUUGCUCGAUGUUGGACUUAUGAAACUGCUGUUGCCUUAGACUGCGAAAUUCCUAAUGAAUUGCCAUAUAAUGAUUACUUUGAGUACUUUGGACCAGAUUUCAAACUGCAUAUAAGCCCAUCAAACAUGACAAAUCAGAACACUCCAGAAUAUAUGGAAAAGAUUAAGCAGCGUUUAUUUGAGAACUUGCGCAUGCUGCCCCAUGCUCCUGGUGUACAGAUGCAAGCUAUUCCAGAAGAUGCUGUUCAUGAAGACAGUGGUGAUGAAGAUGGUGAAGAUCCAGACAAGCGUAUUUCUAUUCGGGCUUCUGAUAAGAGGAUAGCCUGUGAUGAAGAAUUUUCUGAUUCUGAAGAUGAAGGAGAAGGUGGACGCAGAAAUGUUACAGAUCAUAAGAAAGGAGCAAAAAAGGCACGCUUAGAAGAAGACAAAAAAGAGGCAGAAGACAAAAAAGCAGAUAUUAAAGAAGAAGACAAAUCUAAAGAUAACAGUAGUGAGAAAGUAGAUACCAAAGGCACAAAAUCAGAACAGCUAAGCAAUCCUUGAACACAAAGCCUUACAGUAUGUCAAUCAAAGGACCCAAUACUAUAAUGGGAAAAAAAAUACUAAGAGAAGUUUUUCGUACUGGAAGAGACAUUUUAUUUUCAUUUAGUAGAAUUUGGCAUGGAGCAUAUUUAUUUUCAAACAACUGUGUUUUGAUUUUUGGCAACUUGUAUUGUGAAUUCCCCAAUUAUGAUACAAAAUUUGUUCCUUCCACCAGACUUUAUGUAAUACUAUUUAAAAUGGAUGUGAGUUAAGAUGUAGUUAAACGUCUAAACUGAUCUAUUAAAAUUUCCCUUUUCCCGGAUUGAUUUUAUCCCCUUUUUGUAAUUAUAUCUUUAUUAAAAAACAAACAAAUUGUA